AUGUCCAAGCCUCAGGUCCUCAUCUGUGGCACCAUCGUCCACGCCCACGACGAGCUCAAGAACGACCUCGGCUCCGUCGCAGAGAUCCUCCACCUCGACACGCCCUCGCGCAAGGAGUUCUUCGACGCCUGCUCGUCGGGCAAGUACGCCAACAUCGUGGCCAUCUACCGCCACAACGACUCUGUUGACAAGAUUGGCUUCUUCGACGCCGAGCUGAUCAACGCUCUUCCCUCGUCGCUCAAGUCGAUCUGCCACAACGGUGCGGGGUACGACCAGAUCGAUGUGCACGCUGCCAAGGCACGAGGAAUCACGGUUUCUCACACUCCCGCCGCUGUCGACGAUGCCACUGCGGACACGGCCAUGUUCCUCGUCCUCUCGAGUCUGCGUCAAUACUACCGUGCCGAACUCAACGCUCGCGCCGGGAAGUGGAAGUCGGGUCUCAAGCCUGCGCACGACCCCGAGGGAAAGAUCCUCGGCAUCAUUGGCAUGGGCGGCAUUGGUUCGGCCCUCGCCAAGCGCGCCUCGGCCUUCGACAUGAAGAUCAUCUACUACAACCGCAACCCCAACCCCAACGCCGAUGCCUCGUACACCUACAUCUCGUCCCAAGAGGAGCUGCUCGCCCAGGCAGACGUGGUCUCGCUCAACCUGCCGCUCAACAAGCAGACCGAAAAGUCGUUUGGCGCCACCCAGUUCGCACAGAUGAAGGACGGCGCCAUCCUCGUCAACACCGCCCGCGGCGGCGUCGUCGAUGAAGAGGCCUUGAUCGACGCCCUCAACUCCGGCAAACUCUCCAGCGCCGGUCUGGACGUUUACCCUGCAGAACCCAAGAUCGACGAAAGGCUGGUCAAGAUGGAGCAGUGUGUGUUGCUGCCCCACAUGGGUACCGAGACCGUCGAAACGCAGAAGAAGAUGGAGGUGCAGGUGUUCGGUUCCAUGAAGACCGCGCUUGAGACUGGAAAGCCUAGCUACAUUGUCAAGGAGCACAAGUAG
This is a messenger RNA of Kalmanozyma brasiliensis GHG001, 990 nucleotides long. Its product is annotated as D-isomer specific 2-hydroxyacid dehydrogenase, NAD-binding. The transcript is spliced from 2 exons. Lineage: Eukaryota; Fungi; Basidiomycota; Ustilaginomycetes; Ustilaginales. Gene Ontology annotation, molecular function: NAD binding; hydroxypyruvate reductase [NAD(P)H] activity; glyoxylate reductase (NADPH) activity. The coding region runs from base 1 to 990 and encodes 329 amino acids. The record is from RefSeq and is a predicted model, not a curated record. Gene Ontology annotation, cellular component: cytosol.